AAAUUUUAUAAUAUUUUAAAAAAUUAUAAAAUCCAUUAAACAAAGUUCUGUGUUUAACAUGUGUAAUAUGUUUAACACAUAUAAAAGAAAUAGAGAAAUUCACAGUCCGGUGAGUAUUCAUACAUGAAAUAAGUGUAGUUGCGUCAUGACAGUCAUAAGACAUAGAACGGUGAACAAUGGAUGAAAAUAUUUGGAAACAUACAAAAUCAGUAGAAAUUCCAGAAGAAGCUCUUAGACAAACACUAGAGAAUGAAAAAUCUAUAACAGAAAAAUUAUAUGCACUAGUAAAACGAUCUCCAUUUGCUGUAGCUGGUUUAACAGGUUUAUCUAUUGUAUGUGGAAUAGGUAUAUAUAAAUGGAAAACAAAAACAGUAAAUCCUUCUAUAUAUUUAGUACAGCUAAGAGUUGCAGCUCAGGCUACAGCACUUAGUAUUAUAGGUCUAGGAAUGAUAUAUAGCAUGUAUAAUGAUUUUAUACAGAAGAAAAAAAGGAAUGAUAUUCAUUAUGUGAUAUUAAAAACAAAUAGACAUUUAAUAUUAGAAAUUUAAUUAUUUUUAAAGAACAAAUUGCAAUAUAUAUUUAUUAUUUAUUAAAAUAUCCAAAAAACAUGUAAUAAAUAUCAAACUUAAACAAUCUGUGUAAUUUUUAUUAUAUUCAAUGUAAAAAAAUGUUAUGUAAUUA
This is a messenger RNA of Apis florea (little honeybee), 681 nucleotides long. RefSeq names its product HIG1 domain family member 1B-like. Gene Ontology annotation, cellular component: mitochondrion. Gene Ontology annotation, biological process: mitochondrial respirasome assembly. The record is from RefSeq and is a predicted model, not a curated record. Lineage: Eukaryota; Metazoa; Arthropoda; Insecta; Hymenoptera; Apidae.